UUCAUGGGGGACAUAUACGACAAGCAAUAAAUUCCAAAACUCAGAACACAAGCACUGAGAGAGAGAGAGAGAGAGUUGGUGGCGGUGAUGGCGAAAAUUGAGAAGACGAGGCUGGAUUCUGGAUGGCUGGCGGCGAGAUCCACAGAGAUAGACCUCACCGGAGUUCAGCUAACCACCACCCACCCGCCCUCUGGCCCCUCAUCGCCAUGGAUGGAGGCCGCUGUUCCAGGAACUGUUUUAGGAACUUUGGUAAAAAACAAGCUGGUUCCAGAUCCUUUUUAUGGGUUAAAUAAUGAAGCCAUACUAGAUAUUGCUGAUUCUGGAAGAGAGUACUACACAUUUUGGUUUUUCACAACUUUUGAGUGCAAAUUGUCUGGAAAUCAGCAUGUGAAUCUUAACUUCCGUGCAAUAAAUUACUCAGCAGAGCUGUAUUUAAAUGGACAUAAAGAAAUCUUGCCUAAGGGAAUGUUCAGAAGACAUUCUCUUGACAUCACUGAUAUUCUCCAUCUUGAUGGAAAGAAUUUGCUUGCUGUCCUCGUUCAUCCUCCUGAUCAUCCUGGUACCAUUCCUCAUGAGGGAGGACAAGGUGGUGACCAUGAGAUUGGAAAAGAUGUUGCUGCUCAAUAUGUUGAAGGUUGGGACUGGAUGGCCCCUAUAAGGGACAGGAACACUGGUAUCUGGGAUGAAGUUUCAAUUUCUGUUACUGGACCAGUUAAAAUAAGUGAUCCACACUUAGUCUCGUCAUUUUUCGAUGACUACAGAAGAGUGUACCUGCAUUCUACUGUUGAGUUGGAAAACAAAAGUUCAUGGACCGCAGAGUGCACAUUGACACUCCAAGUGACAACUGAGCUAGAGAAAGAUGUCUUAUUGGUUGAAAAUGUCCAAACUGAGGAGCUUUCAAUUCCUCCUGGUACAACUAAACAGCAUACACUUUUGCCGGCCUUCUUUUACAAACCAAAUUUAUGGUGGCCAAAUGGAAUGGGCAAGCAGUCCCUAUACAAUGUUGUUAUAACAGUUGAUGUUAAGGGCUUUGGAGAGUCUGAUUCCUGGAGUCAUCAUUUUGGAUUUCGCAAGAUUGAGAGCGUAAUAGACAAUGCCACUGGUGGGAGACUGUUCAAGGUAAAUGGGCAGCCCAUUUUUAUACGUGGUGGCAACUGGAUUUUGUCAGAUGGGCUAUUGCGACUUUCAAAGGAACGAUAUAUGGCAGACAUCAAGUUUCAUGCUGAUAUGAACUUUAACAUGAUGCGCUGUUGGGGUGGUGGCUUAGCGGAGAGGCCAGAAUUCUAUCACUACUGCGACAUCUAUGGCCUGUUGGUGUGGCAAGAGUUUUGGAUUACAGGAGACUGUGAUGGCCGAGGUAUACCAGUUUCAAAUCCUAAUGGGCCUUUGGAUCAUGAUCUCUUCUUGCUCUGCGCAAGAGACACUGUUAAGCUUCUUCGGAACCAUGCAAGUCUUGCCCUUUGGGUGGGUGGCAAUGAGCAAGUCCCACCCAAGGACAUUAACACUGCUCUAAAGAAUGACUUACAGCUCCAUCCUCUUUUCAGGACUGAAAUACCCGAGUCAGAAGAAGAUUUACUCUUGAAAUCAGAUCAAGACCCGAGUCAAUAUCUUGAUGGGACUCGUGUGUAUGUCCAGGGGUCUAUGUGGGAUGGAUUUGCUAAUGGAAAAGGUGACUUUACCGAUGGUCCAUAUGAAAUCCAAAAUCCCGAAGAUUUCUUCAAAGAUGAUUACUACAAAUAUGGAUUCAACCCUGAGGUUGGAUCUGUAGGGAUGCCUGUUGCGGCAACCAUUCAUGCUACCAUGCCACCUGAAGGAUGGGCUAUACCACUGUUCAAGAAACUUGCUAGUGGAUUCAUAGAAGAGGUUCCUAACCCAAUUUGGGAUUAUCAUAAAUACAUACCUUACUCGAAGCCAGGGAAGGUCCAUGAUCAAAUAGAAAUGUAUGGACACCCAAAGAAUCUUGAUGACUUUUGCGAGAAGGCUCAACUUGUUAAUUAUUUCCAAUACAGAGCUCUCCUGGAGGGUUGGACCUCUCGGAUGUGGACUAAAUAUACAGGUGUAUUAAUCUGGAAGACGCAGAACCCAUGGACUGGCCUUCGAGGUCAAUUUUAUGAUCACCUUCAUGACCAAACUGCCGGUUUCUAUGGUUGUCGCAGUGCUGCAGAACCUGUUCAUGUCCAGCUCAAUCUGAUCUCGUACUUUGUUGAGGUUGUAAACACUACAUCAGACGAGCUCACAGAUGUAGCAGUAGAAAUGUCGGUGUGGGAUCUGGAUGGAUCAUGUCCAUACUACAAGGUUACCGACAAAAUCUCGGUACCCCAGAAGAAAGUACUUCCGAUCAUUGAAAUGAAAUAUCCAAAAUCCAAGGAUGCAAAGCCAGUCUAUUUUCUUCUCCUUAAGCUUUUCAAAUUGUCGGACAAUACUGUUCUGUCCAGGAACUUCUACUGGCUGUAUCUAUCUGGCAAUGAUUACCAGCUGCUGGAGCCAUAUAGAAAGAAGAAGAUUCCACUCAAGAUUACUUCUCAAGCUCUCGUAUCAGGUUCUUCCUACAAGAUAGAAAUGCAUGUUCAGAACACCUCGAAGAGCUCACAUUCCACUAAUAAUGGUUUCAAGAGAAUGGAGUCCGAGAAAUACAUUGUUGAUUAUGACAUAAAUUUAUCCAAUUCUAAUGAGAAAGCUAAUCCAGAAACUGAUCAAACCAGUGGGUUGAAUAAAAUUUGCAGAUGUCUAUUCUCCAGAUCAAGUAAUUCUCCAAAAGUGCUUUUGACGGAGGGAGCUGACUCCGGCGUUGCUUUCUUCCUUCAUUUUUCAGUUCACGCUGUGAAAAAAGCUGCAGAAAAUGAGGUUGACGAUAGAAUCUUGCCUGUGCAUUACUCUGAUAAUUAUUUCUCACUUGUACCAGGUGAAACAUUACCUAUCACCAUCUUUUUCAAGGCACCGGAGGGUGUCACACCGCGUGUUGUUCUCAAUGGAUGGAAUUACGAUGAGGAACAUUCGGUUUUAUGAGGCCUAAGAACAACAUUGUGCAUUUCUGAGAUGACAACAUAUGUAUGGCUUAUGAAUACUGGUUAUCUUCAUUGUGCGUAAUGUUGAAGAGAUUCUUCGGCUUAGAGUAUUGAGUUAUUCUUGUUUGUAUGAUGAAAAUGUUUUCUGUUUAUAUUUUCUUAUAUUUUUAAUAGCAUUGUAAAAGUCGGAUCAUAAUAAGGCUGGAAACUCGCCCAGGUUUCGCGUAUUAUCAAUAAUUUAUAUUGUUUAAUUGUCAA
Molecule: messenger RNA, 3263 nt
Organism: Dioscorea cayenensis subsp. rotundata (Guinea yam)
Lineage: Eukaryota; Viridiplantae; Streptophyta; Magnoliopsida; Dioscoreales; Dioscoreaceae
Product: mannosylglycoprotein endo-beta-mannosidase
Exons: 11
Coding region: 88-3006 (972 amino acids)
Biological process (GO): carbohydrate metabolic process
Molecular function (GO): hydrolase activity, hydrolyzing O-glycosyl compounds
Source: RefSeq, a predicted model, not a curated record